CAAAUUUAUGUCAACGUCAAGAAUAGGAAAUUGGGAAUGUUUUUCGAAAUCCAGAUAUAAAUUAAUAAAUGAUUAUAAUAACGAACAAGUAAACUUUCAAAGAUGAAGGUUGUUUUAAUGGUUGCAGAAAAGCCGUCGCUGGCACAAAAUUUAGCUAACAUACUCAGUAACGGAAAGUGUAAUACGACGAAAGGUUCUAAUGGGGCUUGUUCUGUUCACGAAUGGAAUGGUACUUUUAAAAAUGAACCGGUACGGUUUAGAAUGACAUCAGUUUGUGGGCAUGUGAUGAGUCUGGAUUUUACUGGAAAAUACAAUAAUUGGGAUAAAGUAGAUCCCGUGGAGUUAUUCUCUUGCCCUACUGAGAAAAAGGAAGCUAUGCCUCGUCUAAAAAUGCCUGCGUUUUUGGGAAUGGAGGCCAGAGGCUGUGAUUAUCUUGUUUUAUGGCUGGAUUGUGAUAAAGAAGGGGAGAAUAUAUGUUUUGAGGUGAUGAGCUGUGUCCAACCCUUCAUGAAUGGUGAUGUAUGCUCACCUCAAGUGACAUACCGUGCUCGCUUCUCUGCCAUCACAGACAAAGAUAUAAAAGCGGCCAUGUUGAAUCUUGUACGGCCCAAUGAGAAUGAAUCUCGCUCUGUAGAUGCAAGACAAGAGUUGGAUUUGCGUAUUGGAUGUGCUUUCACACGUUACCAGACAAAGUAUUUUCAAGGUAGAUAUGGUGAUUUAGAUGCAUCAUUAAUUUCAUAUGGACCUUGCCAAACUCCAACGUUAGGUUUCUGUGUACAAAGACAUGAUGAAAUACAAACAUUUAAACCGGAGACAUAUUGGGUUUUACGUGUCACUGCUAGUACUGAGGAAGGUCGGGAAUUGCCGUUGGAAUGGAAACGGGUUAGAAGUUUCGAGAAGGAAAUUGCUAAUAUGUUUCUUCAUGGUAUUAAAGAGAUAAAAGAGGCUGUUGUUAUCAAUGUACAAGCAAAGGAGAAAUUGAAGUCUCGACCGGUUGCUUUAAAUACAGUAGAGCUGAUGAGAGUGGCCAGUUCCGGACUUGGUAUGGGACCGCAUCAUGCUAUGCAGAUAGCUGAACGUUUGUAUACACAAGGUUAUAUAUCAUAUCCGAGAACUGAAACAACAAGUUAUCCCGAGAAUUUUGAUUUAAUUGGUGCUCUCCGUCAACAACAAGGGUCGAGCAAGUGGGGUGAAGAAGUGCGUGCUUUGUUAGCUAACGGUAUUAACAAGCCUAAGAAAGGACAUGAUGCAGGCGACCAUCCUCCCAUCACACCAUUACGGCAUGCAACGGAAUCAGAAUUGGAAGGUGACAUGUGGCGUAUCUAUGACUACGUGACUCGUCACUUUAUCGCGACACUUUGCCGCGACUGUCGCUAUCUCUGCACAACCGCAACAUUCCAGAUCGGCUCAGAAACCUUCUCUUACUCCGGCAAUACUUUAGUUGAUGCAGGAUAUACUGAAGUUAUGCAUUGGCAAGCUUUUGGUAAAGACGAGUUUGUGCCGGUACUGAAAGUUGAUGAUAUUCUAAAGGCUCAUGAUCACAGGCUGGUGGAAUGUCAAACCUCACCUCCAGACUAUCUCACCGAGGCUGAGGUGAUAACACUAAUGGAGAAGCACGGCAUAGGUACUGACGCGUCUAUUCCCGUCCAUAUAAACAACAUUUGUCAGAGGAAUUACGUUGCUGUAGGCAAUGGCAGGAAACUCAUACCUACCAAUCUCGGCAUUGUCUUAGUGCAUGGAUAUCAGAAGAUAGAUCCAGAAUUAGUGUUACCAACAAUGAGAUCAGCGGUGGAAGAACAAUUGAACCUAAUAGCAGUAGGUCGCGCUGACUUCCACGCUGUACUUGCACAUACAACAGAAAUAUUCAGAAGAAAGUUCCAAUACUUUGUCAGAUCUAUUGAAGCGAUGGAUCAAUUGUUUGAAGUUAAUUUUUCCUCGUUAAAAGCAAGCGGUAAAGCUUUGUCUCGUUGCGGGAAGUGUAGACGGUAUAUGAGAUAUAUACAGGCGAAACCGGCUCGUCUACACUGUUCUCAUUGUGACGACACGUACGCGUUGCCUCAGAACGGCACUGUACGUAUCUACCGCGAACUGAAGUGUCCGCUCGACGACUUCGAGCUGCUCUCCUGGUCCUCCGGACAUCGCGGCAAGAGCUUCCCUCUCUGCCCCUACUGCUACAACCAUCCGCCCUUCAGGGAUAUGAAGAAAGGUUUCGGUUGUAAUUCGUGUACGCAUCCCACGUGCGCGUACGGCGUGAACUCCACAGGCGUGUCUGGUUGUGUGGAAUGUGAGGCGGGUGUGCUAGUACUGGAUCCAGCAGCGCCGCGCUGGAAGCUUACCUGCAACAGAUGCGACGUGAUAAUCAACAUAUUUGAGGACGCGAGCCGCGUGACUGUAUGUGAGCGCGCUUGUGACGCGUGCGGUGCGCAGCUGCUGUGCGUGGAGUACCGCGCUGGUCGCACGCGUCUGCCCGCCGCUCUCACCGAGAUGACUGCCUGUCUCUAUUGCGAGCCUAGCUUUGCAGCACUGGUGGAGAAGCACCGCGCGGUGACGUCACGUGGCGGUGCGAUGUCGCGCGGGCGCGGGCGCAUGCGCGGCGCGCGGCCCAGCAAGAAGCAGCCCAAGGACAAGAUGGCGCAGCUCGCCGCUUACUUUGUAUAGCAGGACAAGUAAUUCCGACACGAUGGACAUAAGUGAAACUAGCUCACUAGCGCCCCUGUGUCGGAAAAGUGCCACAAGAUUCUUGUCGGACAUUCUCUUGUCAUUUGUGACAAUAUUAUGCUUUUAUACAUAGAAAGUAGGUUUUUUCUAAUCCAGUGAUCAUAAGUGAAACCAUACGACGGCUCACUAGCGCCCUUUUGUUAAUGUCAAGUGUCACAAUAUCAUUGUCAGACUCUAUCUUGUCUUUUGUGACAUUUAUUAGUCUUUUAUAGAUCUUAAGUAGGUUUUAAAGACCGACAAACUUAUUUAAUCCGGUGGCUAUAAGUGAAACUAUGCAAUGGCUCACUAGCGCCCCUUUGUCAAUGACAAAAGUGUCACAAGAUCCUUUUCGGAUAUAGUUGUCUUGUCAUGUGUGACAUUUUAUAUGUCUGUGUAGGUUUUAUAUAUUUUUUUGUCAGAUUUGACUGAGAUAGGCGCCUUGCACCGGGUCCGAUAAGUUUGUCGGGAAGUUGGCACGUCGUGUGAAGUACUACUCUUGUCUUACACGUGCCAAGUAUGUUACUAUAAUUAGUUAAGUUGAAAGGUAACUAUACUAAGUUAAGAAUAAUAUUCUAACUUGUUAAGUAAGCUAUGUAUUAGCUAAGUUGGUUUAUUAAUUCUAAGUGUGGCUUUUUAGUAAAUUCUUCAUAGAAAAUUAAAAACUAUUGUUAAAGUGUUUAAAAUAGAAUAAACUCUAUGAUAUAAGGUUUUAAGGUAUAUUUUAGGUUUAUUCAACUUUAGUGUAAUCUUUUAAAUGCAUAAGUAAAUAUUUCACUACUAAGUAAUAAGCAAGUAGUUAAGAUUAUAUUUG
Papilio xuthus (Asian swallowtail) is the source of this 3508-nucleotide messenger RNA. It is a transcript of the gene Top3beta, whose product is annotated as DNA topoisomerase 3-beta. Gene Ontology annotation, biological process: DNA recombination; DNA repair; DNA topological change. Gene Ontology annotation, cellular component: nucleus. The coding region runs from base 103 to 2658 and encodes 851 amino acids. The record is from RefSeq and is a predicted model, not a curated record. The transcript is spliced from 15 exons. Gene Ontology annotation, molecular function: DNA topoisomerase type I (single strand cut, ATP-independent) activity; DNA binding. NCBI's taxonomy places the organism in Eukaryota, Metazoa, Arthropoda, Insecta, Lepidoptera, Papilionidae.